CUCCUUUGCUUUAUACUUUUCAUUUCAUACAUUCUUACAGAUCAUUCUCCAAAAUUCAGUGUUAAUAUAACCGCAAUGACGGAUUUGAGAUCCGCCACGAAUUGGUCUAGCAUUCUGGACUCCAGGGAGGCUCUGCGGAAGUACCUUUACCCCAGGCAACCCGUCAUGGCCCCCAGAGCUUCGGAGCAUGAAGCAUGGCCCCUGAACAGUGACUGGAAGUUGGCCAGAGAUACCACACAACACACGGAGGCAACUGCGAAGAAGAGCACCAUCUCUCUGCCGAAGAGAGUGGAGCGAAUGAUCUGGGCUAAGCCGUCCAUGGUGGUUUUGACCAAGGCGGCUGUGCGCACGGAAAGGGCCAAGGCAUCGGCCAUCAAGUUUCAUGAGAAGUUACAGGCGAAGAAGACACAUCCUGAGAAGUCUGAGCAGCCGGAGAAGUCCACGCUGCCGGAGAAGCCCCAGCGACCUCCUCUGUGGCAGCCCAAGAAAGUGCCACUGCAAGUCCGCAAGAAGCCCCAAGCUGAAGACCAUCAAAGGCGUCGUAGAAUCCAGAAGCCCACCAAGAAGGCAACCAAGGCUAUGGAAAUCAAGAUGACAAAGCCAUCAAAGUCCGAGGUGUCCGGGCAGAAGACCCCGUUUCCGGUCCACAGAAAGCGAAAACCAAAUCCAAUACGUCGGUGGUACAAUGGACGACCAAGCAGUAUCCUUGUCGUGGAUGCCAAGACCGAUUCGGGGAUCAGUCGGCCGAAAUCAGGUGGUGCGGAGCACCCUAUGGACACGAACGGUGGGCAGGCACCACGGCGGUCCAAGAAGUCGUACGGCGUGCCUUUGUGCAAUCGACCCACCAAGAUCCUGGGCAUGGGAUAUCCCUACUCCCGGCACAUGCAGCUGCGCCAGCAGCAGCUCUGUCAGCAGCCGGAGUACCGCGACCAGUAUGUACGCAUGCUCCACCAUCAGCAGCGCCAGCUGGAGCGGUACUACGGCCAGCCCAGCGGCGUCCCGAUGGUCCCGGACAGGAUAAAGAAGCAGAUCCAGCACAAGGGUCAGCAUCAGAAUAAAUACGCGGUGCCAGCGAAGACGUCUCUCAAGGGCCUAAAGAAGGGAAAGCGGUUGUGCGGAAAUUUUUACUAUGACUGAUAGUAGGCGGCAGGAUCAAUAAAAUGGUCACUUGAUUUAG
Molecule: messenger RNA, 1177 nt
Organism: Drosophila serrata
Lineage: Eukaryota; Metazoa; Arthropoda; Insecta; Diptera; Drosophilidae
Source: RefSeq, a predicted model, not a curated record